Molecule: messenger RNA, 504 nt
Organism: Mesocestoides corti
Lineage: Eukaryota; Metazoa; Platyhelminthes; Cestoda; Cyclophyllidea; Mesocestoididae
Source: the annotation of a GenBank genome assembly
AUGAAAGAAAUCAAGAAACUGGGAAGACGCAUUGAGGAGGCCGAUCGAAGAUAUGAAGCCCUCUUCAAUUACUCUCCAACAAAUGAACGUCAUCAAGGAGUGGUGGAUGGAACGAAGGCGGAGGCUUCAUGCUCUGCCACAUUCACAGCAAAGGCUGUAGAAGCGCCUCUCGUGUUUGGUUUGAAGGCAGCGUCGAGAGCGCAACGCCAAAUCGGAAAGGCCAUGAAAGCUGGCCAAGCCACCAGAGCGGCCUUCACAGCUGCCAAUGCCACACGCCGAACGCUUAAGAUGGCGACCAAGUCGCUAAUAUUCGUAGAUGUCAUCUUUACUGCUUGGGAGUUCGCAUCCUUAAUCAAGGAUUGGAAGACACGUGACCCAACGGAAGGUGACAUCGAUGUAUUGAUUGAACAACUCCAGCACGCCCGUGAGUCCGAGGGCAACGCCAACCCUCCUCGCGGCCAUCCCUUUCCCUACUCCAACUCUCCCAAAGCUCUUGCCCUCUGA